Molecule: messenger RNA, 8467 nt
Organism: Astyanax mexicanus (Mexican tetra)
Lineage: Eukaryota; Metazoa; Chordata; Actinopteri; Characiformes; Acestrorhamphidae
Gene: ncor2
Product: nuclear receptor corepressor 2
Exons: 47
Coding region: 271-7503 (2410 amino acids)
Biological process (GO): negative regulation of transcription by RNA polymerase II
Molecular function (GO): transcription corepressor activity
Source: RefSeq, a predicted model, not a curated record
AGGAGGAGGCGGUUCAGUCUCUCUGUAGCUUAAAGUGAAACGGGGGUGAAAACCCGAUGAGGGUAAAAACACUUGUGCAUGUGUGGAUUAACAGCGGGAACGAGUCUUUUUACUUCAUUCAGACAAACUGCGAAGAGCCCGGCAGCACCAGGUCACAAACCGCGCGAUAAAAACGGUCUUUGAGUGCCAGGACUCUGUUCUCCAGAAUGGACAGCGUGUGUGCCCCGGCCCCGCCCACAUCCUGUGUAUAGAGGAAGUUGUGUAAUCAGCAUGUCCUCUCACCCGCAGCCGGUGCCUCAGAGCCGCAGGGCUGUGGAUGCUCGCCACCUGCCAAACCCUGCCGGCCUCCCCCUGCAGCUGGCCCGUGCACACACAGAUGUUGGCAUGGUGGACUUCCACCCGCGGGACUACACUUCCCACCUGGCCCAUGGAUCCCUGUCCCAGCCCCACCGCCGCAGGCCGUCACUGCUGUCAGAGUUCCAGCCAGGGAGUGAGAGAGCCCAAGAGCCCCAUGUCCGGUAUGAGCACAUCUACCUUCAGGAGGCCAACAGCCAAUCAGAGGUGGAGUACUCCGAGAUUAAACGCCCUCGCCUGGAAAUAGGUGCAGACUCUCUAAUGCGCCACCAGUCUCAUCGCCAGCCUCUUUCUCUGGGAGGAGCUGAAGACCUCGCUAAGGAGCGCAGCAGCAGCAGCUCCAUGGGGAAGCUGGAGCCCGUCUCUCCAGUCAGCCCUGCGGAGCCAGACCUGGACCUGGUGCCCACGCGCUUCUCCAAGGAAGAACUGAUCCAGAACAUGGACCGCGUGGACCGGGAGAUCACCAUGGUGGAACAGCAGAUCUGCAAACUAAGAAAGAAACAGCAACAGCUGGAGGAGGAGGCGGCGAAGCCCCAGGAGCCGGAGCGCAGCAUUUCUCCUCCGCCCAGCGAGGCCAAACACCGCAGCCUGGUGCAGAUCAUCUACGAUGAGAACCGGAAAAAGGCUGAGGAGGCGCACCGUAUCCUGGAGGGACUCGGACCCCGAGUGGAGCUGCCGCUGUAUAACCAGCCAUCUGACACGAAGCAGUACCAUGAGAACAUCAAGAUAAAUCAGGUGAUGAGGAAGAAGCUCAUUCUGUACUUCAAGAGGAGAAAUCAUGCUCGCAAACAAUGGGAGCAGAAGUUUUGUCAGCGCUAUGACCAGCUGAUGGAGGCUUGGGAGAAGAAGGUGGAGCGCAUCGAGAACAACCCGCGCCGCAGAGCCAAAGAGAGCAAGGUCCGAGAGUACUACGAGAAGCAGUUCCCCGAGAUCCGCAAACAGAGGGAGCUACAGGAGCGCAUGCAAAGCAGGGUGGGUCAGCGUGGUGGUUUGGCUUCUGCUGCUCGUAGUGAACAUGAGGUGUCUGAGAUUAUAGACGGCAUUUCAGAACAGGAGAACUCUGAGAAGCAGAUGCGUCAGCUGGCGGUGAUUCCUCCGAUGCUGUUUGAUGCUGAGCAGCAGAGGAUAAAGUUCAUUAAUAUGAACGGUCUGAUGGACGACCCCAUGAAGAUUUACAAAGACAGACAGGUCAUGAACAUGUGGAGCGACCAGGAGAAGAACACCUUCCGUGAGAAGUUUAUCCAGCACCCAAAGAACUUUGGCCUGAUUGCCUCGUUUCUGGAGAGGAAGACUGUAGCAGAAUGCGUCCUCUUCUACUACCUGACAAAGAAGAACGAGAACUAUAAGAACAUUGUCCGCAGGAACUACCGCCGCCGAGGUCGCAGUCAGCACAACCAGCAGCAGCAACAGCAGCAGCAACAAGUGAACCGCAACCACCAGGAGGAGAAGGAGGACAAGGAGAAAGAGAAGGAGGCAGAGAGAGACGAGGAAAAAACAGAGGGCGAUGACAAGGAGGACGGCAUAAAAGAUGACACGUCUGGGGAGGAUGGUGAAGAUAAAGAGCCGCCGGUAGCCGUGAAGGGACGCCGUACAGCCAACAGCCGUGGACACCGCAAAGGCAGAAUCACCCGCUCUAUGGCCAACGAGCAGGAGGAGACCAGCUCACCUCCACUCAGCAAUGAGCUGGCAAACCUGGAGAUGAAUGAAAGCUCUCGCUGGACUGAAGAAGAGAUGGAGACAGCCAAGAAAGGACUCCUCCAGUAUGGCCGCAACUGGUCCUCCAUUGCCAAGAUGGUGGGCUCCAAAACUGUGUCACAGUGCAAGAACUUCUACUUCAACUACAAGAAGAGGCAGAAACUGGACGAGAUCCUGCAGCAGCAUAAAAUGAAAUCGGAGCAGGAGCGUAAAGCCAGACGAAAAGGUAAAGCUCUGCAGAGUGAAGAGGCCAGUGCUCCUUCUGCUGCUGAUGAAGAAGAGAUGGAGGGAUCUGGAGUCAGCGGCAAUGAAGAAGAGGCUCAGGAGGAUGGAGAGGGAGGCCUUAACAACAGCUCGGACACAGAGAGUCUGCCCUCGCCUCGCUCUUCAGAGGACAGCAAGGUGAAAGAGGAGAAUUCCUCCCACUCCAAAACCAAACCCAGCGCCCCUUCAUCUUCAUCAUCAUCGUCCUCGGAGAAGGAGCCGUCGGCCCAGGAGCAGGAGGAGAAACCCGUGAUCCAGGUGGAGCAGGUGGGUGUGAAGGAGGAGGAGCAGAGCGAGGGAGUAGAAGGAGCAAGGGAGGUGCCGAGCGAGACGGAGGACAAGAAGCCGCCCACGCUGGAGCCGGAAGAAGGGAAGAGAGAAAGCAGGAAGAGGGACAGAGAACACGGAGGGAAGAGUGGAGGACAGGACAGUGACUCCAGUGCCACCUGCAGUGCAGACGAGGCGGAGGAUGCUGACGGUGCAGACAAGAACAGAAUGAUGUCUCCCAGGCCCAGUCUGCUGAGUUACGCCCAUGAUGGUGUGAUCUCUUCUGCACUGCAGAAACCACUGGACCUCAAGCAGCUCAAACAGAGAGCAGCUGCCAUACCUCCAAUAAUGCCUGAAGUUUCCUCAGCAGGUGUUUUGGGGAAGCAUCAGGUUCUUCCUGACGCUCUGGCACUUUACGAGCAGCAGAUCACUAUGGCGCACGAGUCCUCCCAGGAGGCCAAACAGCAGCAGCAGCAGCAACAGCAACAACAACAGCAGCAACCUCAGCCAGUUAAAUUACAGCAUUACCCUGGAGGCAGCGGUGGCAGAGACACCAGCAGCCCACGAGUCCGGACCAGGAGCCCCACGCCCUCCGAACGAGAGAAAGAGGAACUGGAAGGAAAGGAAAGAUGGCUACAGACUCUACUGCAUGGAUUAUAUAAGCCCCGGGCCUUCUCUCCGCUCGCUGACAUCAAGAAGACUCCGGAAGACCUCAGAGCCGUGUGCGUGGGCCGACCCGUGAUGUCACCGUUCCAGCUCUCUCCCAGAGACAUGGCCAAACUGAGCCACGAGCAGCUGCUGCACUACAACUCCACUCUCCAGCAGCAGGAGAGGAUGAGCGCUGUCCGGCCACUGCACAUCCCUGAGCCCCCUCCCCUCAUCUCCUCAGCCAAACCCGGUGGCUCCAUCACUCAGGGUACUCCGGUGCAGAUGCACAGUCCAGCCCAUGGCUCUGAGCACACUAAACUCUCUGCACCAGGAUCUCAGCCUCUGUCCUGGAUGAUGGAUCAGAGGAAGAUAGGUGGAUUCCCCAUGGUGAAGCAGGAGCAGCUCUCUCCUCGUGGUCCCUCUUCCUCUCAGGCUGAGAAUCUCUCCAGCCAGGCCGCCGCCCACGACAGCCUCGCCGCUCGAGGACCCAUGCCAGCUGUACAGGGUGGCAGCAUCACUAAAGGCCUCCCUGGCACACGCGUGCACCAAGAUCCACCCAUAUCAUACCGCGGCGGUUCCAUCACUCAGGGCACCCCUGCAGACGUGCUGUAUAAGGGCACCAUCACCCGGCUGAUCACUGAGGACAACCCCAGCAGAGACAGAGCCAGAGAGGAAAGCCAAGCCAAGGGGCAUGUUGUGUAUGAAGGCCUCAGCGGACACAUUCUCUCCUAUGACCGCACUCCAAACACGAAGGAGGACGGAAGAGGAGAGGUGUUGGGCCUCAAAAGGCCGUAUGAUGUCAUGGAAGGGGGUCUUUCUCGAGUGCUGCCCCUGCGGGACUCUAUGCCCACUGCUGAGGGUUUGAUAGGCAGAGCAAUGCCCCAAGAGAGGGAGAGUCCCCAUCCUCAUCAUAUGCGUGGCUCCAUCUCGCAGGGUAUCCCCCGUCAUGUUGAGGAUCAGGAGUAUCUGCGUAGGGAGGCUAAACAGCUGAAGCGUGACUCUCCGUCGCCCCGCGGCCCCGCCCUCGGCUCAGACCCCCUUAAAGGCAGAACUCAUGAGAGUCACGUGCCCACCGUGAAGGAGCCGGGUCGUUCCAUCCAUCUCAUCCCACCAGAGAGUGUAGUGAUGAGCAAACCGCCUAAAGAGGGCUCCAUCACACAGGGUACUCCUCUUAAGCAGGAUCCAGCAGGUUCCUCUAAGCGCCACGACGUUCGCUCCAUCAUAGCCAGCUCCCCUCGCCCCUACGCAGGCCUGCCUCCACACCUGGAGCUGCGUCCCGAGCACAGGGGUUCUGAACGAGGACGCUAUGAGGACCAGGGCCCCAAAUCCCGGCCCAGCGCAGUGGUCAGCACCUCCAGCUCUCUGGCCCGAGCCUCCCCGCUGUCUCUGGCAGCAGAACAGGGGAGCAAAGCCCACCACAGCCCUGUGGGAUAUGAAGAGCACAAACGCUCCAGUUACCCCCCAGCCUCACACAGGGGGUCACCUCUGUCCAGCAGAGACACCCCGCAGCGGCCCCAUGAAGGUUCCUCUAAAGUUCCUCAGCAAGAGAGGAAGUCCACUCCCACUCCUCGUGAGGUGAGUGCCACCAAGUCUCCCCUGCCGGGCGUGGCUGAACACCCAGCCUCCCUUGCUUCCUAUGAGCGACUGCUGCAGGGUUUGGGAGCAGAUAUGUACCGUGGACCGAUACCUCUGCCCUUCGAUCCUUCCACUCUUCCCCGGGGCAUCCCCAUAGAUCCAGCUGCAUACUACCUGCCCAGACACCUAGCCCCCACCCCGGGAUACCCCCACCAUUACCAGCCGUAUAUAAUCCGUGGCUUCCCCGACACGGCGGCUCUGGAGAACAGACACACGCUCUUCACCGACUACAUCACCUCGCAGCAGAUGCACCAGUGGCCUGCGGCCGCUAUGGCUCAGAGACCAGACCUGCUGAGGGGUCUCGCACCACGAGAACAGCCACUCACAUUGCCCUACUCGCCUACACCAAGAGGAGCAUCUGCAUCGCCGAUGGACAGGAUUACAUACAUCCCAGGAACCUCCACCUCUUUCCCCAGUCGAGCUUACACCACGUCCCCGAUCUCACCAGUUGGAAGCUCCCAUAUAAGCAAACUCCAGGGCACCCCCACGUCAUCUGAGCGCGAGCGCGAACGAGAGAGGGAGAGAGAGCGAGAGCGGGACCGAGAGAGAGACCGAGAGCGGGAGCGGGAAAGAGAACGAGAGCGAGACCGGGAGCGAGAGAGGGAGAGGGAAAGAGAGCGAGAGAGGGAGAGAGAGCGGGAUCGAGACAGAGAAAGAGAAAAGUCUCUGAGCCACGGCAACGUGGAGCACGCCCCCAUAUGGAGACCAGGAGCAGCAGAGCAAACUGGAGGCAGUUCCAGCUCUCGCCCUCCCUCCCUCCCCUACGGCCACCAGUCUCCUAUGAGUCCCCGGACGCAGGACAGUCUCCAGCAGAGGCCCAGCGUUCUGCACAACACCAGCUCCAAGAGCCUGUCCAGCUCAGAGCACUCCAGCUCCUCUGUGUUAAGAUCUUUGCCACAGAGCUCCUCACGCUACCCGAGCUACAGCGGGCACCUGCAGAGGGUCAGCGUGUCUGAGGCUUACCAGGCAGGGGGUCUGGACCCAGGCGGAGCCAAAGAGCUGAGCCGAGACUCAUCCAAGAGCUUAGGCCGCGGAGCAUUGUCCAAACACCAGGAGCUCUCCUCAUCCUCCUCCUCCUCCAAAUCCGAGCCCAAGCUGGCCAGCCCAGGCACGCCCGGAGUUUACCCCUACAUCCCCGGCACCCACAUAGGCAGAGGGCUCCCCCUGCUGGCUCCUGAGAACAGUGUCGGCCCCAGCAGCGGCGGCGGCGGCGGCAGCAGCAGCAACGCGCCAAGUAGGGAAAAGACUCAAAACAAAGCGAUGUCCAUUCAGGAACACGAACUCCGCGCACUCGGUAAGACCACCAUGACAGCGGCCAACUUCAUAAACGCGAUUAUCAUGCGUCAAAUUUCUUGUGAUACGGGGAUGCCAGAGGCUGGUGCACUCGGGGCCAACAGCGCCUGUGAUGCUCAGCAGAAGGCUUUUGAGCAGCAUGGACUGUACGGACCCCCAGAGGACAGACUGUCCCCCAGUCAGCAGCCACCCUCCCCUGCUGUAAAAGGAUCCCAGAGAGUGGUGACCCUCGCCCAGCACAUCAGUGAGGUCAUAAAGAAGGACUACAUGCGUCAGUCUCAGCAGAGUCAGUCUGGAGGUCAGCCAGCCCUGCAACCUGUGUUUGGUUUCCACAACUCACCUGUUCUGGAUCUCACUCGCCCCCCCAGUGCCCCCCAAGCCCAAACACCUUCUGAGUCCAGUGCCAACGCUCGGUACACCCCUGAGGGCUCUGCUGGAGACAGAGACAGGAUGAGGGACAGAUCUCCUCCUCAGAGUAAGGUCUCUCCUGUGAGUUUGGCUGCUGAAUGCAUUGAGCCGGUGUCUCCAGCAGGGGGCAUGUCUGAGCCAGAGUUGCAGGGAGCAGCCUGUCCCACCGAGCAAGCAGAACAGGGGUUGGGUUCUCGCUCUCCUGCCAGCAGCUCCCAGCCUCCUGCCUUCUUCAGCAAACUCACAGAGAACAACUCUGCUAUCGUCAAGAGCAAGAAGGAGAUGAUCAAGAAGAUGGUGGUCGGCAACGAGAACGAAUUCAACUCUGGGCAGCCCGGAACAGAAAUCUUUAACAUGCCGGCCUCCACAACUGCAGGGCCAGUCAGUGUUCGGAGUCACCCGCCUCCAGAGGCCAGUGGAAACACCAUCGGUCUGGAGGCCAUAAUCCGCAAAGCCCUGAUGGGUAAAUAUGACGACCAGGCAGAUGAGCGCUCCCCCUCCAGCUCUGUUAACCAAUUAAGUGCCGUAGGGACGCCUGCUGCUGCUGACCCUCGCGCUGAAGAGCCAUACUCCAUGCCUGGUAAAUCUAAGAGCAGCAGCCGUUCCAACGGUCGUAAGACCAAGUCUCCAGGUCCUGGUUUGUCUGGAGGAGAAAGACCCUCCUCCGUCUCAUCCGUCCACUCUGAGGGAGACUGCAACCGCCGCACUCCUCUCACCAACAGAGUGUGGGAGGAUAGACCCUCCUCAGCAGGCUCCACCCCAUUCCCCUGUAAUCCGUUCACCAUGCAGAUGCGUUUGCCCGGUGGGAUGAUGCCCGGCCACUCCCCCUCGCCCACACAGCCCGGAGCCCCGGGACCCUCCCAAAGUCAGAGACCCUGGGAGGAGGAGCCUAAACCGCUGCUGUGCUCUCAAUACGAGACCCUGUCUGACAGCGACUGAGCUCUCUCUAACACACACACACACACACACACACACUUGACUAAACAGGGACUGAAAAUACAAAUACAUUUAUACUGAUUUAAACAAGGACGUGGAUACACACACACACACACACACACAUUUACAUUCUCGUGAACAGUGAAGCAGUACACACCUAAUGAGAGCACAUACACAUAAAUAUGCCUACAUGCAAAUUAGUAUGCAUACAACCAUAUUAAAACACCUCUAAACUCAUUCAUUGUUCACACACAUUCAUACACACAUUCAUACACACAUUCAUACACACAUUCAUACACACGUCCCUGUUUUAUAAUACCUCUCCAAAAAAAAAAAAAACACAUACACACUCACACACACUCCAAAUGGACCCCAUCACACAUGCAGUGAGUGAGUGUGGCUUUUAAAGCUCCACUGCUGCAGAAAUGUGUGUUUUAUUGUAUUUUUAAGCGUGUUUGUGUGUACAGUAUGUUUGUGCACGUGCACACAGAUAUUAGCGUGUGCCAUCACUCCAAGAUUGCUCGUAGGACAUCACUUCUUUUCUUUUGUAGAUUUUUUUUUGUCUUUUCUGGCCUUAAAACGUGUUUUGGACUCUCAUAUGGGCUCUCAUAUUGUUUUAAACGGAAGUUCAUUCCUGCCAGAUGUCUUUUUUUAUCCUUUUGUUUUGGCAGCAACAUUAAAGAAUAAUAAUAAUAAUUAUAAUUUAGGAACUUGGAAUAAUCUCUGGAUUUUUCUUAUUAUCUUAAAAUAAUCAUUUGGAAUGUCGCAAUGAUUUAUUUAUAAAACAAAAUCUCAGUUUUGCCAUUGAAUCAUAAAAUUGUUUUUAAAAGUGUGUCCUAAUGUGUUAGAAUUAUCUUAAUUUUGCCAUAACAUCACAAAAUGAUUUAAAAAUAUUGACCUAAUAUUACACUAAAACUAUUAAAAAAAACUUAAUAUUAAAAUACUUCAGAAUAAAAAGUAAAAAUAA